AUUUUUAGAUACGAAAACAUUGGUUAUCGAUCGACUUCGUACCGUAGCAGUUAUCGGCAAGCACACUAUCCAACUCUUCAAGAUGAACAACAUCUGCGUAAAAGGGCAUUAUCGGCACAUUCCAUUUCACAAACCGACGUCCCGAAUAGCGCAUGUUACAAUAUUCGCCUGGAGAAUGCAACGUUUCAGUUCAAGCAGGAAGCGAAGACAAAUAUCCCUGAGGAUGACGACAUAACUCCAACAAUUGAGCAUCCCGAACCGUUACGACGUCUUCCGACUAGUUUCUCCUGUCAGGCAGGAUUUUCGACAGCCAGCCUUGAUCGAAGGGUUGUAGUGCAGAGACCUUCGCCACCAUCGGCAAAUGGAGGCAUCAAUUCGUCGCAUCGUGAAUCGCAGCCCUAUUCGAUAUCUCCUUCUCGUGGGCAUUCACCGGCUGCUCAUCGAAUUACGACGUUCCCUGUUUGUAAUCCAACCAAUGGGAAUUUUGAUAGGAAACCAUUUUCGUCAUCGGACCUUCGCGCUAUCAACCUGCUGUGA
Molecule: messenger RNA, 537 nt
Organism: Ostertagia ostertagi
Lineage: Eukaryota; Metazoa; Nematoda; Chromadorea; Rhabditida; Trichostrongylidae
Source: the annotation of a GenBank genome assembly